Rosa rugosa (rugosa rose) is the source of this 687-nucleotide messenger RNA. RefSeq lists its product as uncharacterized. Lineage: Eukaryota; Viridiplantae; Streptophyta; Magnoliopsida; Rosales; Rosaceae. Bases 1 to 687 code for a protein of 228 amino acids. The transcript has 3 exons. The record is from RefSeq and is a predicted model, not a curated record.
AUGAGGAAAGGAGUUCAAAUGCUUGAGUUGGACUUCUCUGCAUAUACAGGUCUAUUUGAUGAAAAAUACAUAUUUAGUAACAAACUGUUAGGUAUCAGCGUAACCUCUGCUUUGAAGUCCUUGUGUUCUGAAUACAUCGAUUUUAAGUGCCUUGAAGUUCUUGAUUUGAAAACAGUUAAUGUAGACCAAGAAGUUCUUGAGUACUUCUUGUCUAACUGUUCACUUCUUGAACGACUGAUCGUGUAUGCUUCCUCAUCAUUUGUUAAUCUGAGAGUUGUUGGUCAAUCGAUUGCAUUGAAGUACUUAGGCAUUGAGAUAUGUGAUGCAAACCUAGUCUCAUUUAUUUAUGAAGGAGAUCUGCGAAACUUGCUUUUUAGAAAUCUACGACUUCUUGUUGAGGUUUACUUUUUGGAAAGGUUGCGACAUGAUGUAUUAGAGAUUGCCUUCCGGUCCUUUUCCUUCUGUCUUUCUCAACUGGAGAUCAUUCUCAAACUCAAUUGUACGAUUGUUUGGCUCGAAAGGGAUUUUGUAAUUCCUUUGUUACCUAAUCUCAAGCGUUUGGAAUUAGCAUUUGAUGAAGAUGAAGACUGUGCUCUUCUCCAUCUCAUAUCUUUUAUUAAGGAAUCUCCUUGCUUGCAUACACUAGUGUUGCUGGUUAAAUUACAAGUUAUCGCUAUUUAUGUUUAG